This is a messenger RNA of Stylonychia lemnae, 657 nucleotides long. NCBI's taxonomy places the organism in Eukaryota, Ciliophora, Spirotrichea, Sporadotrichida, Oxytrichidae. The record is from the annotation of a GenBank genome assembly.
AUGAUUUCCAGAACAUUGAUACUCACUAUUUCUUCCUUGACUUUUGCUCUUGGAAACAGCUGCAAAGCCCCAGAACCAUAAGCAGGCUUCACACACGAGACUUACUCUGGCGUUUGGUAUGAAAUUGCCAAGUUUUAAACUGCAGGUGGAGCCUUUUGGGAAAAGGAUUGUGUCUGUACUCACCUUAACGUGACAACCAAUGAAUAAAAUGUCUUUUAAGCAGACAAUAUUUGCAAUAAUAAAGUCCCAACUGGAAAAAUUACUUCAGUAGUUGGUAAACUAAUCGAUGAGACCCCAAAUCACCCUGGUAGAUUUAAGCAACAAAUAUUCUCAUUUCUUCCUCCUGUUGAUUAUACAGUUCUCUACCUAGGCAAUUUCACAAAUGACUAGGGUGAAGUCGAAGAAUACAGCGUCGAGUACGACUGCACUGAAGGAUUCCUAACUGAAUACAACUAUUGUGUGCACUUCCUAUCAAGAAAGCCUACUAUGUCUAAAUAACUCCUAGACAAGUUAAUAGAGGACAUAACUAAACUUAACCUCAACGAUGAGAAUUUGGAUUUAACAAUUUCCUAAUAAAAUGGAUGCUGGAAUAAGUCAUCAUCUUCAACACCCACUGCUGUUGAUUCUAUUAAUAUGAUUAGUGAGAUAAUUUAAUGA